UUAAUUUUUAUUUAAAAAUAUUUGCGGUACUUCAUUUAAACCGAAUAAAGUAAAGACGCCCGCCAUAUUUUUAAAAACUACAAUGUCAUUUAUGUACAUCGUGACUAUUUUCUUCAGGAUGUUCACUUGUUUGUCUUGUAAAAUAGAAUGAAGCGUAAAGGAAGAAGAAUACGAAAUGUUGUUACGAAACUUACAACAAGAAAAAUCUUUGGGAAUGACCAUAUAAAUGCUGUUUUUCCUCGUUCGCACCUGGAAAUAAUUCCUAAAUUUUCUCCUGUCCGCAUUCGACUACGUGACAUCGAAGACAAUGAUGUAUUUGGUAUUGGUGGACAUGUUUUGCUUGGUUUUACCAAUUGUGGAGAGUAUGUCAUAUCCUACUUGCAAGAUAGGGAUAGUCAUUCGCUUCCUUUUUACAAGUACACAUUGCAUUGGUGGAAGUUUGACCUGAGAAGACCUUUGCGAGAAGUGUGUAGUGUGUCUUUAUUCGAGGAGCGAAGCAUCAUGGGAGAACUUAAAUUGCUUGUUUGCCAGACAUUUAAUGACGAUAGAAUUGUCGUACAUGGUUGUGCACCCCAACGUGGAGACGAGCAAACUCGUCAAUGCUUUGUGACAAUAUGCACCUCGCCCCCGAGGACCAACGAAUUACCAUCGGAAAACACUUGGGCUGUGCAUAUGAUGUACACUCUAUUGUCGCCAUUUCCAAAGCUUGUACCGCAAGUACAUUUGAAAUUAAAACACACUGUUAUCAUUAACUCAGUUGAUUCCGUACAUGCCAUAACAAUUGUGCCUUGUGCUCAGCAUGCAAGCGAAAAAACACGAAGCGUUUCGUCACACACACGUGGGGAUGAUUUGAACAGCGUGAAUACGCGUGGUAACGGUCGUCCGUCAUCAUCACAAAAGUCAUAUAAGUAUUCGCCCUGUACAAAUAAUCGCGAUAUUAACAACUCAAUUGAAGAAACGAGACGUUGUGAUCAACCCAACGACGCGUCGUGCAUUAUUCAAAAAGAUGGGAAAAAGAGAGAGGUAUCUUCAAUGUUAUCACAAGUUGAGCUUUUUGCAAAUUUAACAACUCAAAAAAAUAAUUGUAUGAAGUCGAAUAAUUGUGACAGUGACAGCAUAUCAAGUUACGACGGCAAUGAGAAUCCAAACACACUUUGGGGUGUUGGUUUUAACCCCACCACCCACGACAAUAGUCAGGACGCUCAACAUACAAGCUACAGUUACGAUUCCUGCAAAUUUUCAUCGUUUAAUUAUAAAACAUUCUGUAACAGUCCUGAAACAGAAAUGACCGAGGGUAACUUGAGCAGUCCCAUUAUAGAAAGUUCGUCAAGUGUGGAUAUUCAAGUGGAGACCGUCGAAAAUGAUCCUUACGAUCUUACGGAAUGUUUACACGGUAAAAAAGAGUCGAUGAAAGCUCACACUACACCACGUAUUCACACAAGAAUUGCGUCGUUUGAAGUAGAGCCUUACAUACACGAAGUAGUGAAGUCAUCGUUCAACUUUGAUGAUCGAUAUUGGGUGAUUAAGAAUUACAACACACAAGUGGUUGAUAUAUGUGAGAGCACAAAUUGUGUCGUCAUCCAUAUUACAGUUAUAUUGUUCGUUCAUGAAAUGGGCGGAAGACAUAAUGGUGCGGGAUCGCCAUUAAGCUUGACGCACAGCCAUUACAAAGCAAAGUUCGAAUAA
Xenia sp. Carnegie-2017 is the source of this 1686-nucleotide messenger RNA. RefSeq lists its product as uncharacterized. The coding region runs from base 148 to 1686 and encodes 512 amino acids. Lineage: Eukaryota; Metazoa; Cnidaria; Anthozoa; Malacalcyonacea; Xeniidae. The record is from RefSeq and is a predicted model, not a curated record. The transcript has 5 exons. Gene Ontology annotation, biological process: protein ubiquitination. Gene Ontology annotation, cellular component: Cul4-RING E3 ubiquitin ligase complex.